GAGAGCCAUCCCCUCCCCUCCCUCACUCAUUGGCUCGACCAAGCAACCAAGAAUAGCAAGGGGGAGCUCUACAAUUCACCAUUUUCACACCCAAAUUCGAGCUCAAGGAAGAAGGUCCAAAGAGGAGUGUUUGGUGAAGGAAAAAGGUUGGGAAAGGCACUUGUAAAGGGUAUUUCAAGUGAUUUCACAAAGUUGGAAAAGUCGCCGGAAUUGUCGCCGGAGUUGACCAAAAGUCGCCGGAGUUUCACCGGAGUUCAACCAAGAAGGGUAGAACUUCUUAACGCUAGUUCAAGGUUGAAGCUAGGGCUUGCUACUUGCACCUCUCUUACGGGUGAUAUCGACUCAGGAAGACGUGGGGUUAUUACAAGGGAAGCCAAAAGGCAUCACAUCAUUUCACAUCUUUCCAAUGGUCAGAUUCUCGUUAUGGACGCUUCUGCCUUCGAUUUCCUUGCUCGAGUGGCCCUUAUUGCUUGCACCCUCUUCAUUAACCCUAUCCUCCAUAUCGGAGUAAGGGAUGAGAUCCUGCUGCUAGGACAGAGGCUUCUUCAUCUCUUCAGAAGGAUCAUUCUCAUCAGGGGGAGACCAUAGUUGGCGGG
Messenger RNA from Cuscuta epithymum, 596 nucleotides. NCBI's taxonomy places the organism in Eukaryota, Viridiplantae, Streptophyta, Magnoliopsida, Solanales, Convolvulaceae. The record is from the annotation of a GenBank genome assembly.